Molecule: messenger RNA, 1999 nt
Organism: Zophobas morio
Lineage: Eukaryota; Metazoa; Arthropoda; Insecta; Coleoptera; Tenebrionidae
Gene: HnRNP-K
Product: Heterogeneous nuclear ribonucleoprotein K
Exons: 11
Coding region: 331-1539 (402 amino acids)
Biological process (GO): regulation of transcription by RNA polymerase II; regulation of mRNA splicing, via spliceosome
Cellular component (GO): cytoplasm; nucleus
Molecular function (GO): mRNA binding
Source: RefSeq, a predicted model, not a curated record
GCUCCUGCGAGCUCGGGCGUAUCUUCUGCUCAAGUGAAUCCACUUUCCUGCAACCAUUCGCCUUGUGGUCUGUGUAGUCUCAAGUCCACAUAAACGCGUGGUUAUCCGAGUACAUUGCCACCACCACACAACUCGGAACGGUUGAUUGAACGAGUGGGUUUUGUUUUGUUUGAGUGCUUGGUCGUGCGGUAGCACGCAGUCUGCGUUUCAGUUUCAAGCCCAAAACCGCAAGUGUUAGUGUCUUCGUUUCCUCCCGGAUCGUCACGAGAGUUCGGAUUUCUUUUCCAAAAAUAACACUUAAUCGGAACUGCGCAUCAAGCCGAGGUAGCCAUGAAGCGGGAAGCUGACGGAGAGAUGGGAUCCCCGCAAAAACGUUCACGGCGAGGUGACGAGGAAGUUCGCUUACUUAUCCCAAGCAAGGUUGCCGGUUCCAUUAUCGGUAAGGGUGGCCAAAAUAUUACGAAGUUGAGGAGUCAGUACAAAGCCUCGAUAACUGUCCCUGAUUGCCCGGGCCCUGAACGGAUGUUGACGCUCUCGUCGGACCUCGACACCAUCUGCAACAUCGUCCAAGACGUUGUUCCCAACUUGGAAGAGAACGGAGGCAGAGUGAACGGAAAUGAAUUGGAUUUGCGUAUGAUGAUCCACCAGAGCCAGGCCGGAUGCGUGAUCGGAAAAGCCGGCUACAAAAUCAAAGAACUGCGCGAGAAGACCGGAGCCCGCAUCAAGAUUUUCUCCAACUUGGCACCGCAGAGCACCGAUCGGAUCAUCCAGAUCGUGGGCGAGCCGACGAAGUGCAUCGACAGCAUCCGCGAGAUCAUCACCCUCAUCAAGUCGAAUCCAAUUAAAGGAAUCGUAAAUCCGUACGAUCCGCACAAUUACGACGAUUAUUAUGCCGAAGAGUACGGCGGUUGGGGUAGUGCCGGAAACGAGCGACGUGGCGGCGGCGGCGGCGGCGGUGGCGGCGGUGCGAACGCCGGAAAUGGCGGACCACGUGGCAAUCGAAACGGAUUCCGCGACGGACCGCCGCCGGGACGCUUCAGCAGCAGAGGGCCGCCGGCGCAGAGGGGAGCGGCGCCAUCUAUGAACUUCAACGAUCGCUCCAGCGUCACAGUCCCCCAGCGAAGAGACUACAACGGCAACGGGCCCACCAAUGGCACCCCGCGCCCCGCUCCCUUCGAGUCCAACGUGUGGGGAACCCCAGCCAGUACCACCCCCGUCGGCAAUCACCCGCCCGCUAGCAUGAUGAGCAACGGCCUAAACCAGCCCCCGAUGCCGCCCCAGAACGGCGGCGCGGUCGGCGCCAAAACGACAACGCAAGUCACCAUACCCAAAGACCUGGCCGGAGCCAUCAUCGGUAAGGGCGGCGGCAGAAUCCGCAAGGUGCGCCAGGACUCCGGGGCCGGGAUAACCAUCGACGAACCCCUUCCAGGCUCCAACGACCGCAUCAUAACCAUCACCGGUACGCCGAACCAGAUACAGAUGGCGCAGUACUUGCUGCAGCAAAGUGUCCACAACAACUCCGACCGCAACAGCUAUUGAAGACACGUGCCCUGAGACCCAGCAGCCUACAUUAUUCUCAUUUAGAACAUUCCAAGAUUGAUUUGUGGGCAUUAAAAUUCAGUUUUAGACAUUUACAUCACGAAUAUUUCUUUUGUAUAUUUUUAUAGUUUUUGAGAGGAAUCAAAGUAUUUUUGUUACAUUUUGUAUAUUGUGAAUUAAACGCGUGAGCAUUAUACCGAUCACGCUUUUAAUAUUUUAUAUAUAUUUAUAAUAUAACGGUCGUUAUACAGCGUAACCCCAUUUGAUGUAUAGUACUAACCGAUGAUGCAUUUGCAUUUUUGUACAUCAGGGAACAAUCCAGUACAAAUUAGUUCUUUGUUCAGUUCAUUUAAAAUUGUUCCGUGAUCGAAUUGCAAAUAUACAACCAAAUAUUUUUGUAGGUUAAGUUUCUCAUAAUCAAUAAAUAAUUGUCUGAAAUGAAUAAAAUAUUAAAGUAAAA